Molecule: messenger RNA, 588 nt
Organism: Didymodactylos carnosus
Lineage: Eukaryota; Metazoa; Rotifera; Eurotatoria; Philodinida; Philodinidae
Source: the annotation of a GenBank genome assembly
AUGGCUUUUGACAAUAAUGCUCAUCACGAUUUUAAUGCUGGUGUUACAACAACCACAGCUACAUUUUCUGUCAUAAAAGUGGCAAAUGCAACAUCUGAAAGUGGUGCCAAUGUUGGUGCGGUCGUUAGUAUUGAUAAAUUAAUGGUUAAAUCGUGUCCACCGUCAACUAUCGUUACUGAUUAUCCAAAUGGCUUUAAUGCUGUACUCGUUGUUUUAUUAUCAUGUUUGCUAGCAUUAAUAUUUUUAUUAAUUCUUCUGUAUUAUUUGGGUAAACAUCGUCUUCGAUAUUUAGCUCGUGAAGAUGAAAAAAUUCUUCUACCUACAACAGUAAUAGAAAAAAAUCCAACACAAACAACUUCAAUUAUCAAUGAAAUUGAUCGUACGGUUAAAACAUCAUCUUAUCAUGAAAAUGCACCAUCACUUCUUAGUAAGCAUGAUUCGAAUCCAUUUAGGGAAAAUAGUUUUUCCAAUGUUCAAAUAACAAAUGGGCAAAUAUUAGAUGGUACUAAUAAUACACAAUAUGUAGGAGAAGAUUUAGAUACAAAUAAAGCAAGCGAAUUACAUUUAUUACAACAUGAACAUCAUUAA